GUCACUGUGACGCAAUAUAUCCACGUGGAGCUAAAUGGCUACGUCUCUUUUAUGGAGAAAUGCUUCGUUGGCUGCCAGACGACUAGUGUCCCGUCAAAUAUGUAGGAGGACCGUUCCCAGUCCCUCUACAUCUCUCCUUAAAACUCCAGUGUUGGCAACACGUUUUAAAAGCUCUUUCUCUAACGACGCUAAUAAGGGAGCGAGCGCUAGUCUUUUGCUACAGGCUCAAGCUGAAUUAGAUUUGGAGAGCACUGACGAGGAGGCUCUUGGAUUUAAUGGUUUUCAAAUAAGCAUCAAUGGGGCUCAAGCUAUCCUCACACGCAUGCAUGGAAACGAAGAAGUGAAGGUUGAGCUUAAUCUCAAUGCUUAUUCUGAUAUGCUUGAAGAUGAAUUAGAUGAUGAUGAUGAUGAUGACAAUGUCGAAGAAACCCGAAACAAACCUUUCUUCCUUCCAUCGUUCACAGUUACAUUCACAAAGAAGAGCGGUAUCAGUCUUGUUGUGAGGUGUUCUGUUGAAACUAGUGACUACGAUGAUGAGGAAGGCUGGGGAAACCUUAGCAUAACUAAUGUCUCUGUAGUACCAAAAGGAGGCACUACUGAUCAGUAUGAAGCCGAUACUCAAUACCUCAGUGAUGAGCUGAUGGACUCCAUCAAUGACUACAUGGAGGACAGGAAGAUAAACCAAACCUUUGCCCAAGAGCUUUUGGAGUUUUAUGACAAUUUUGAGAGAAAGGCCCACACACAGUUUCUUAAAGACCUUAAGAGCUUUGCCCAAAGUUAAUCAAUCAUGUACACCUCUAGCUAUUGUGUAUUAUAUAGACCGUUAGUUGUAGAUAGUUAUUAUUAUUAUUAAUUUUUUGUUAUUGAUAAAAAUUAAUUUUGAUUAUUCGUCUUCGAAAA
Messenger RNA from Amphimedon queenslandica, 900 nucleotides. Its product is annotated as complement component 1 Q subcomponent-binding protein, mitochondrial-like. Gene Ontology annotation, biological process: cytosolic ribosome assembly. Gene Ontology annotation, cellular component: mitochondrial matrix. Lineage: Eukaryota; Metazoa; Porifera; Demospongiae; Haplosclerida; Niphatidae. The record is from RefSeq and is a predicted model, not a curated record. The transcript is spliced from 6 exons. Bases 35 to 781 code for a protein of 248 amino acids.